Molecule: messenger RNA, 2121 nt
Organism: Pleurotus ostreatus (oyster mushroom)
Lineage: Eukaryota; Fungi; Basidiomycota; Agaricomycetes; Agaricales; Pleurotaceae
Exons: 5
Coding region: 1-2121 (706 amino acids)
Source: RefSeq, a predicted model, not a curated record
AUGGCUUCCCAAGGAAGUCUGGUGAGCCACCCAACCGGCGGGGAGCCUCCUCCACAGACAGACGACGCCAAUCAACAAAGAAUCCAUUCGCCGACCACAUCACAUGAGACGGACCCUGUCUUCCUCAGUCCCAAUUCACGAUCACCAUCCACUUCUGGCGAUUCUGACAUGCGGAGGAAUUCUCAAAGAAGUCUCGCCGGCCAGACCCAAGCCGCCUCUAACAGCCAUUCGCCUGCUGCUGAUGCCUACGACUCGAUAAUCAGUCCAGAGGUUGCGGGUUCUUUAGGCGUUGCUAGUGACCGCAACAGAGGUUCUGGCGCCGCCUCGAAUACCCUUAGACUCAUUAACCGAAUUCUGACCACUUCGUUCACUGCGGCUCACUCUUUAACAACAUACGCGAUGAGUCCCAAGCACCAAGCGCGAGUCGCUGAAAUGACGCCCGGGGCCCUCAACGACUUGCUGGACGAGAUAGACAUACCACUCCCAGGGUUACAGGCGAAUGAUCACUCGGUACCGGGUGCCGCGAAUGAAUGGUAUAGCUCAUUCCAGAUGAACAUGGAAUCAAAUCGCGACGCUAUGGUGGUGGAAUCACUGCGUGAUCAAGAUAUCGAAAUCAGCUCUCAAGAUGACGGAUAUCCUGGACCUGAAGGGAAUUUGCAGAGGGAUGAAGAAGGGCGAGCACAGGAUGUCCAGAUGGGCGAAGAAGGACAAGUACAGGACGGCCAGAGGGGUGGUGAAACGCAAGGCGGACAGAGGGACGAUGAAAGAGCAGCGGAUGGCCAGAGGGGACAUGGUGAAGGGCGAGCACAGAAUGAACAGAGGGUUGGCGAAGAACGAGCGCAGGACGGACACAGGGACAACGAAAGAGGAGCACAUGAUGACCAGAGGGGUGAUGAAGGACAGGAUGGACAGAGGGGUGGCGAAGGACGAGCGCAGGGCGGACAGAUGGAUGGAGAAGAACUUCCGCAAGAUCGAUGGAGGGAUGAAGAAGAUCGCGAUCGCCCACGGGGUGGUCCCCCUCAGCAGGACCAGGGGGCGGAUCCUCAUGCCGAGUUAUAUGGUCUCAUCCAAGGGUUGGUCGACGAGAUGCGGGCAGAUCGUCAAAUUCUUGUGCAACAAAUUGGUAUCGGGUUUGAAAGAACGGCAGACCUCAUCCAACAGGUUCUAGGACGUCGUGUUGCAGAAGAGACACCAACACCCCCCGCGGCUGGUCGAAGCAAGCGCAGCCAACCAAAGAUUACAGGCAACGCGAAGCGAAGGAGUCCAGACGUAACCCUUCUUGCAUCUCAAGUUAGAAAGUUCUUCACCCUGCUUGUCGGGGAGGAUAACUUGCUACAACCAUCAGUGGGCGCAGAAGAAGCCCAAAACUAUGCCAAUAUGUGGAACGCCCGUAAGGGUAUCAAUGUCCCUCCUUGUUGCGACGAAGACAAUUUCCGAUAUGAUCUCCUUGGGACGCCAAGAAGCCCAUGGAAUCAAUCUGCAGCGCGAGUAUUUGCAGUAGCAUUCCGUCGCUGGGCCCAGGCGGACCUAGACCACACCGCGACUACGGACGCAUUUUUCACUUGGAUCAAGUCCUUGAAGCAAAAUUACAAGAAAUCACAAUUGAACGCCGCCGAGCAAGGUCGCGCUCAGUCCUUGGCACGACGAAAAACUCGCAAGAGAGCGUUGUUUCAUUUACGGCUGGAAGCAGCCCAACAACACCCCCUCCUACAGCGUCAUGUAGACAUCAUGCAGCGUUUGGGACCCGAUGGCAUGUCUAGCGACGAAUCCGAUGUGGAGGAUGGCCGUGGAGGAGAAGACCCAGCUAACCCGACGCGCCCAAUAUUUCGGGUGGUUGCCCCUGGCUGGAGAGCGCGCGAAGUGGGUGAAUGGCUGGAACCCUUCGACUCAAUCCACUUGUUUUCCCGCCGUAACAGCGACGAUCUCCGCGGCCAGUAUCCUCGACUUCGGUUACGCACCUCACGUACGCGUACUGUCGAUCGUACCGCGAGGGCCGUCAAAGACCUCCCCGUCAAUGCCUACGAUCCAGCGUGGCUUGAGCAACAAACCCAGGCCGAUUUCACCGUUCGCGCCACUAAUCAACGUUACGAAUUUCAGCACGACAAUAGGCUGUUCAGGUGA